GUUGCUGCCGGAAGAGUCUGAUGCUUCUGCCGAAAGCUCUAGAUCCAGCAUGGCUGGCAGCAUGUUGAUACGAGAUUGUUGCCGAACGGCAGUUUCUUUGUUGAGGGGGUCGUCCGGAGUGGGGCGCCUUAACAGAUGCACCAUCGCCCGAACGAAGCAAUUUUAUUCCGUUGGUAACUUCUCAACGAGUAGUCCUUCUGUACGACAUUGGAGACGAGUAGCUGGCAGUAGUUGGACGCUCAGCUGUCCAGCAACGGGCGAUGUUAUCGACUGCACCCAGCGGAGGCAUCUUCGGGGCUUCGGGAACAGGAGCGGUGGUGGUAACAACAACAGCAGCAGUAGCAGCGCAUAUUCAAAUGAUGACAACCCUGAUAGCAGCGGAGGGGACGAAUCGGGGGACGCGGGAGAAGGAGGGGGCUAUGCUGCCCCAGUGAUGACAGCGCUAACCCCGAUGACAGUGCCUGAAGUUUUCCCCAACGUGCCUCUCAUUGCCGUCUCCAGGAACCCCGUGUUCCCUCGCUUCAUCAAGAUCAUCGAGGUGAAGAACAAAACCCUCAUGGACUUGUUGAGAAGGAAAGUUCGGCUUGCCCAACCAUAUGCCGGUGUGUUUCUCAAGAAGGAUGACAGCAAUGAGUCGGAUGUGGUGGGCAGCUUGGAUGACAUUUAUCAUACUGGAACGUUUGUGCAGAUCCAUGAGAUGCAGGACCUUGGAGACAAGUUGCGCAUGAUCGUUAUGGGACACCGCAGGAUCCGUAUCAACAAGCAGUUGGACCCUGAACUAGAAGAACAGCAGCAGCUGGAUGCAGAUGAUAAUAAGCAGAAGGCACGCAGGAAGAACAAGCGCCCCAAAAAGGAAUUACAGGACCUUGGAGAAGCCAUGGAAGAGAAGGUGCAACAAGUAGAACUUGUUAUUGAACCAGUGGAAGCACAAGCCAACCCAGAGGUUCUCAUGGUGGAAGCAGACAAUGUUGUCCAUGAGGACUUCCAGAUUACUGAGGAAGUCAAGGCUCUGACUGCAGAAAUUGUCAAAACUAUCCGGGACAUCAUUGCCUUGAAUCCAUUAUACAGAGAGUCAGUGCUACAGAUGAUGCAGGCUGGGCAAAGAGUUGUUGACAAUCCCAUCUACCUGAGUGACAUGGGGGCAGCACUGACUGGUGCAGAGUCACAAGAGCUUCAAGACGUCUUAGAAGAAACCAAUAUCCCAAAGAGGCUGUAUAAAGCUCUGUCUCUCUUGAAGAAGGAAUUUGAGCUCAGCAAACUCCAGCAGAGACUUGGCAGAGAGGUUGAAGAGAAGAUAAAGCAGACCCACCGCAAGUACCUCCUGCAGGAGCAGCUGAAAAUCAUCAAGAAGGAGCUCGGCCUAGAGAAAGACGACAAGGAUGCCAUUGAGGAAAAGUUUCGUGAGCGGCUGAAAGAUCUACAGGUGCCCAAGCACGUCAUGGAUGUAAUUGAUGAAGAGCUAAACAAAUUAGGCCUUUUGGAUAACCAUUCUUCGGAAUUCAAUGUAACUCGGAAUUACCUGGACUGGUUGACUUCAAUGCCCUGGGGAAAAUGCAGUACGGAGAACCUGGAUUUGAUCAGAGCAAAGGAGGUCCUGGAAGAAGACCAUUAUGGAAUGGAAGAUGUGAAAAAACGCAUUCUGGAGUUCAUUGCGGUGAGUCAACUUAGGGGUUCAACACAGGGCAAGAUCCUGUGUUUUUAUGGGCCCCCUGGAGUGGGAAAAACCAGCAUCGCCAGGUCCAUCGCCAGGGCGUUGAACCGAGAGUACUUCAGAUUUAGCGUGGGUGGAAUGACUGAUGUGGCAGAAAUCAAAGGACACAGGAGAACAUAUGUUGGAGCCAUGCCGGGAAAAGUAAUUCAGUGCCUUAAGAAGACAAAAACGGAGAAUCCCCUAGUCCUUAUUGAUGAGGUUGAUAAGAUUGGCCGGGGCUUCCAGGGUGACCCUUCAUCUGCUUUGCUAGAACUUUUAGACCCUGAGCAGAACUCAAACUUCCUGGAUCAUUAUCUUGAUGUUCCAGUUGACUUGUCCAAGGUGUUGUUCAUCUGCACUGCCAAUGUCACUGACACUAUUCCUGAGCCUCUCAGAGAUCGGAUGGAGAUGAUCAACGUUUCAGGAUAUGUAGCACAAGAGAAGCUGGCUAUUGCUGAGCGAUACCUAGUCCCACAACUGAGAGCACUGUGUGGACUGGAUGAGGAGAAGACGAGCAUCACAUCAGAGGCACUAACAGUCCUCAUUAAACAAUACUGUCGCGAGAGUGGUGUGCGAAACUUACAGAAGCAAGUAGAGAAGGUUUUCAGAAAGUCAGCGUUUCGCAUUGUGAAUGGGGAGGCCACCUCUGUCCAGGUGACGGUAGAAAAUCUCCAGGAUUUUGUGGGCAAGCCCAUCUUCACUGUGGACAGGAUGUAUGACAUCACACCUCCAGGGGUUGUAAUGGGAUUGGCAUGGACUGCUAUGGGUGGAUCCACUUUGUUUAUUGAGACGUCCUUACGCAGACCACUUGCCAAAAGAGGUAAGGAGGAGAUCAAAGAAGGGUCUUUGGAAGUGACAGGUCAGCUGGGAGAUGUCAUGAAGGAGAGUGCGAAGAUCGCUUAUACCUUCGCCAGGUCAUUCUUGAUAAAGGAGGAUCCAGAAAACGACUUUCUGGUAUCAUCCCAUCUGCAUUUGCACGUUCCUGAGGGUGCCACCCCAAAAGAUGGUCCCAGCGCUGGCUGUACUAUCAUCACAGCACUUCUCUCUCUGGCUAAAAACAAGCCAAUCCGACAAAAUGUAGCCAUGACUGGCGAGGUGUCCUUAACUGGGAAGAUACUGCCAGUGGGUGGAAUCAAGGAGAAGACCAUUGCGGCGAGGAGAGCCGGAGUGCAGUGUAUCCUCCUGCCAGAAGAAAACCAGAAGGACUACUCGGACCUUCCUGAGUUCAUCACUGAAGGCCUGGAGGUGCACUUUGUAGAACACUACCGGCAGAUCUACGACAUUGUGUUUUCGACAGACUGAGUUGUCGUUCAAACCUAGCGAGGGUCUGGGAGGGGCACCCGCACAACACCCCCCGGGCGGGUCUACAGUUCUGUCUGCAAGCGUCGUGCUGAACUCAAGGACCACGAGAGGGAUGGGCGCACCGGAAGGACCCCCUUUUCUUUUUUUUUUUUUAAGAAUUUCAGAACCCGUGAAGCCUUGUAGCUUUAGACAUCAAUUCCAUUAGCUCAGUAAAGGCCGUCGAUCUGGCAGCUGCCUUAAUGAAGUCUGUGGCAGUGACUUUUUUAAAAAACUUUCUUUGCACGUUUCAGCAUCUCAUUAUGGAAAACGGGAUACAAAAAUUGGAUCAUUUUGGAACUGAAAGGCGGAAGCUCCAAGUUAGGAAGGCAGACGGACGUUCUGUGGAGAUGCAAUCUGUUUAUACAUUCAUGCCCUGAUGGAGCCUCAAAACCCAUUUUUUAGGUGCGUGUCCCAGACCACCAGAGGGUCCGGGAAUCGAAAGAAUCAAAGGUAAUGCUACCACGUAGUGCGGACUUCAGCACAUACUGUAGCUGUAUAGUAAAUUUCAAUUUUUGUAUUUAAAAGAAAACACAAGUACUGUCCAGCUUUAAUAUUAAACUAUGUAUUCCAUAUUUUUCUGCGAUUACUGCAUCUAAACAAGUCCAUUUUUGUUAAAACCAACGUGCUUCGCUGUUCUUUUCUGCUCUUUCUGCAGACGCAGUGAAGCAGGGCUGACCUUGACAGGAGAGAUUCCUUUUACAGUAAUCCCUCGCUACUUCGCGGUUCACUUUUCGCGGAUUCACAACUUCGCGGAUUUUAUAUGUAAGCAUAUCUAAAUAUAUAACGCGGAUUUUUCGCUGCUUCGCGGGUGUCUGCGGACAAUGGGUCUUUUUACUUCUGGUAUUUGCUUCCUCAGUUGGUUUGCCCAGUUGAUUUCAUACAAGAGAUGCUAUUGGCGGAUGGCUGAGAAGCUACCCAAUCAGAGCACGCAGUUAAGUUCCUGUGUGCUGCUGAUUGGCUCAGCGACGGAGUGCUGCAUCAACCAGGAAGUCUCAUCUCACACAUUCAGCAUUAACGUGCUCCUGCAUUCAGGGGAUUAUCACCUUCAUCAUCAUCAUUUUUACUGCGCAGCAUAUUCAUCACCAUCAUCACGUCAUAUAUAGCUACGUGUAAUUCGCUAUACAGUAAGUGUAAACUUAUCUACCGAUUUCAUAUUGCUUAGCAGUUGUCCCUGUUUUUAAUAGAGUAAAUGGUGGGUUGUAAACAAUACAGGGAGGGUUUAAAAACGUCCAAAUACACGUUAAGUAAUUAAAUAAAUAUGGUGUCCCUACUUCGCGGAAAUUCAGUUAUCGCGGUCGGCCUUGGAACCUAUCUCACCGCGAUAAGUGAGGGAUUACUGUAUUGCUUUUUCAUGUCUGCCCAUCCGUGUGGUGCCCCUGCUUCAGCUGUUUUAGCAACACUCUAAAUAAACUUGGAGGUCACUUUGUACAUUUCACUCCAGGUUCAAAUUUAGGGAAAACUGGUGGCUCUCUGGCUAAGGAUCUGCUCUGGUUGCCAUUUCAAAUCCCAGUACUGCCAGAAGGGGUCCUUAAUGUGUUGGGCCACUGAGUAAGACCCUUAACCUGACGAUUGUACAAUGGCCGACUCUGCGCUCAGACCCCAAAACGGUCAUGCAAAAAGACAUUUCUCUUUGGGGAUUAACAAAGUACAACAAAUUUCAUCAAAAUAAAUACAUAUUUUAUUAUGAUCUUUGUGGUGCAGCCUUAGCAUUAGUAUCGGGAAACUACAAAAAGUCACCACGCGUUCAGGGUGUCAUGAAGUCGUGGCCGCCUACUGCGAAUGGAUGUAGGACGCUUCAUGGCUACUUCUCAUGUCUUACACCAAGGUGGGACAAAGUCUUAUCCUAGUGUGACUUUUAGUGCCAUUCCUAUGAGCAAGUCUGCCAUGCUUGACGACUAUACGCCCACAAUGGCCCACAUUUCACCCAUGGUGGUCCUCCUCCUCUCAUAUCUCUGAGCAGUAUUUGCCUCCAUUGUGGUCCAAACCAGGAGGACUAACCUGUUGUCCAGUUGUGGUGCUCAGACAUUGCUGUCCAGGUUAAGAAAUUCAGUAUGUGUUUCCACAUGAGAAGUAGAAUUGUGUGUGCCAUUUUGAAUGAGAGUGUUUCCCAAAUUAAAACACUUUUUCACUUUUGGUUAAUCGUGUCUAACAUAGAGAACUGGGUGUAGUGUUGUCUUAAAAUACAUCUUUUGAAAUUAAAAGUGAAUGUGACCCUGAAAAUAUUAUUACUGUUCAGCCGACUAAGAAGCAGCUAUUCAGAUGACCUCUCGAUUGUAACGCUGUUAGAAACUCCAAUUUCAUUAACAUACUAAUGAAAUAUUUUGAAACUC
This is a messenger RNA of Erpetoichthys calabaricus (reedfish), 5361 nucleotides long. It is a transcript of the gene lonp1, whose product is annotated as lon peptidase 1, mitochondrial. Lineage: Eukaryota; Metazoa; Chordata; Cladistia; Polypteriformes; Polypteridae. The record is from RefSeq and is a predicted model, not a curated record. Gene Ontology annotation, cellular component: mitochondrial matrix. The transcript has 18 exons. Gene Ontology annotation, molecular function: ATP hydrolysis activity; ATP binding; single-stranded DNA binding. The coding region runs from base 50 to 2992 and encodes 980 amino acids. Gene Ontology annotation, biological process: chaperone-mediated protein complex assembly; mitochondrion organization; protein catabolic process.